AUGGGAAUAUGUGACCCAGAAGGAGCUACUCUUGGUACUGUAUAUUUUGUAUUUUCAACAGCUUUCCUAUUUGGAUGGUUUCACGAAGGUUGGGAAGACGGAUUUCCACGCGGACGCGCAUACAUUGCAAUUGCUGGAAUAAUGGCCAUGACAUUUGGCGACGCGUUUGCCAGUAUAAUAGGCAAAACAUAUGGAGCACGCAACUAUCGAGUUAUAGGAGAUUCUCGUAGGCGUAAAACCAUUGAAGGUUCACUAGCAAAUUUCAUUGCAACGUUUUUUUCGGUACUCGUCUUUUGGUGGAUAAUGACUCCUCCUGCUUUAUCAACUUGGAAUUACUUUACUGGAGCUUUUGUUUCUGCAAUUGCUAGCACUUGUUUUGAAUCGAUAAGUCCAAUGGGGAUUGAUAAUAUAACCGUACCAUUAGGUGUAGCUUUUAUUUUAUCUUUCUUGGGUUAUUGA
Molecule: messenger RNA, 459 nt
Organism: Funneliformis geosporum
Lineage: Eukaryota; Fungi; Glomeromycota; Glomeromycetes; Glomerales; Glomeraceae
Source: the annotation of a GenBank genome assembly